Fragaria vesca subsp. vesca is the source of this 1115-nucleotide messenger RNA. RefSeq names its product pentatricopeptide repeat-containing protein At4g16390, chloroplastic-like. The transcript is spliced from 2 exons. Bases 117 to 668 code for a protein of 183 amino acids. The record is from RefSeq and is a predicted model, not a curated record. NCBI's taxonomy places the organism in Eukaryota, Viridiplantae, Streptophyta, Magnoliopsida, Rosales, Rosaceae.
CAAGUCCUACGAUUCCAGACUUUAGGUGAUGGGGUUUUGGAACAAGAUGCUGUCGUUGUUCUUAAUACCAUGGUAACCCCGAAAAUGCGUUACUUGCUCUAAAGUACUUUCAGCACAUGUUCAAACCUAAGAGGGAAGUGGUUCUCUACAAUGUGACAUUGAAAGUGUUUAGAAAGUGUAAGGAUUUAGUGAGAGCAGAGAAGCUGUUUAAUGAGAUGCUUGAGAGAGGUGUUACACCUGAUAAUGUUACGUUUUCGACUAUGAUUAGCUGUGCUAGGAUGUGUUAUCUGCCUGAUAAGGCUGUGGAGUGGUUUGAGAAGAUGCCUAGUUACGGGUGUAGUCCUGAUGAUGUUACCUAUUCGGCUAUGAUCGAUGCAUAUGGCCGUGCCGGUAAUGUUGACAAGGCUUUUAGCUUGUAUGACUGCGCUAGGACAGAGAAAUGGCGCAUUGAUCCAGUGACAUUUGCAACGUUGAUUAAGAUUCACGGGCAAUCAGGGAAUUAUGAUGGGUGCUUGAAAGUUUACGAGGAAAUGAAGGCAAUUUGGGUUAAGCCGAACAUGGUUAUUUAUAAUACUUUGUUGGAUUCUAUGGGAAGAGCUAAGAGGCCUUGGCAGGCCAAGAAAAUUUACCGAGAGAUGAUCAGCAAGGGCUCUUUGCCAAGGAGAUGAAGGAGAAGGGAAUGGAGUUGAAUGUAAUUCUCUAUAACACCCUUUUGUCUAUGUGUGCUGAUAUCGGCUACACUGAUAUGUAAUGAAGAGAACAGGUAUGUUCAUUUAGUACUAAUUUUAAAGAGUGUGAAUUUGAUUCAGGUUCAGUUAGCUACACGUACAUGAUUGAAGAUGCAUGAGUCGUGCAGAGUUCAAAGUGCACAGUAGCCUCAAUAAACUCGAUGAAAAAUUGGUUAUAGACUCGUAUCGUUUUUUGUACAUGAAUGGUGUAUGAAUCGAGUCAUUGGAUCGUCGACGAUGCUGGUCAGAGUCUCAAACUCACCGUACCGAUCAUAAUUCCCGUACAGAAUAGAUGGGAGGCCCGGAUUGUGCAUAUAUAGCGUGGGCUUAAUAUUAGGUCCAUUGCAUUGGGCUAAGUGGAAGGCAUAUCUUGGUUAUAUUUAAGAA